AUGCACACAACACCAUCAAUACAUCCCACCACCACAUCCACCGCUUCAACCACCGCACCCCCCCACCACCACUACCAACCCUUAAACAUCCCUUACCACCACCAAUACCACCCUCACCACCACCCUUCUCAUCAAUACUCCGAUUAUGGCUCUGUUCCUCAGCUUCAACACAUGCCUUUACCCCCAAUUCAAUACCCCUCUUACCCUCAACCCCAUUACUCUGAUCGCCCGUCUUCGAAACGUCCCCGAGAACCCGUUUCGGAUUCGGCUGAGGUUCCUUCCACGAAACGCCAAGCUUUGGGGAAUGAUAUUUUGUUUAGGGUUAUUGUUCCUUCUGGUCAAAUUGGGAAGGUUAUUGGGAAAGGUGGUCAUAGGGUUCAGAAGAUUAGGGAUGAUACUAAGGCUACUAUCAAAAUUGCUGAUCCUAUUGCUGAAGAUGAGUCUAGUAUGCAGUUGUCGGUAAAUGACAGCCUUUUGUUGUUAUUCCUUGGCAUCAAAAUGGCGAUACGGGAACGUGUUAUAAUUGUUAGUUCUAGAGAGAAUGAAGCUGGUGGUAUCAGUGAUGCGGAGAAGGCUUUGCUUCAGAUUGCUUCUCUCGUCCUUGCGGAUGAUGGAAGCAGUGCACCUGCACUAAGCAUUGCUGCUGCAACUGAUCCUUAUGCUGCUGCUGCUGCUGGCAUCAGCGGAGGACAUGCAACUACGAAUUCAGUAAAGCUAUUAAUAGCUGGUUCACAAGCUGGUGGCUUAAUAGGAGUGUCAGGUCAGAACAUUGAAAAGCUUAGAAACUCUUCUGGUGCCAUAAUUGCUGUUCUGGCGCCAAAUCAAUUGCCUCUGUGUACAUCUGCUCAUGAAUCUGAUCGCUUGGUCCAGAUAUCAGGUGAAGUUUCUGCUGUAAUGAAAGCCGUGGAGGAGAUUGGUGUUGAACUUAGGCAAAACCCACCCAAGCAAGUAAUUUCAAUCAGCCCAACAUACAACUUGAGCAUUGCUCGAGCAGCUCAGAAUUAUAUGGACCCAAAUGCUGCUGAAUAUGUGACAUUGGAUAUGGUGAUCUCGGAAACAAUGGUGGGUGGCUUGAUUGGCAGAGCUGGUUCCAACAUAUCAAGGAUUAGAACUGAAUCUGGUGCAAUGAUUAAGGUAUUUGGGGGAAAAGGUGAGCAGAAACAUAGGCAGCUCCAGCUUAUUGGCUCAGCUCAGCAGGUAGCCUUGGCGAAACAGAGAGUUGAUGAAUACAUAUAUUCUCAGUUGACACAACAAGCUGGUGCUGAGCAGUCAGUAUUGCCACAGUGAAAGAGAUAAAGUUUGCCGCAUGCGUACUCUUGCGCUUCUUGUCAAUGUAUCUAUUGGUUUAAAUAUGACCUACAACUUUUACUUUGAAGAGCAAACAAACCGGAUCACAUUCAAGCCAUGCAUAAACUUCUAUCGUUGACAUUUCCCUGGUUUAGAUCUGUACUUUUGAGUUAGGUCUUUACUUUCGAUGAUAAACGCCAGGAGACUCCUCAGACUAGCAUAGUUGACAUUUUGAUUGUUACAUGAACAUUUAUCUUGUAUUAGACCUGGUGUAGUGGUGUGUGGAGACCCAUUCUUUUGGAUACAGUAUUGUAUAACAUACUCUCAGUUUUGACUAAGAAAGUUUCUAUGUGUAAAUCCGUGAGCAGAUUUUAGUUUAUUAA
Chenopodium quinoa (quinoa) is the source of this 1670-nucleotide messenger RNA. Its product is annotated as insulin-like growth factor 2 mRNA-binding protein 3. Lineage: Eukaryota; Viridiplantae; Streptophyta; Magnoliopsida; Caryophyllales; Amaranthaceae. Gene Ontology annotation, biological process: regulation of gene expression. Gene Ontology annotation, cellular component: nucleus; cytoplasm. The record is from RefSeq and is a predicted model, not a curated record. The transcript is spliced from 10 exons. Bases 1 to 1287 code for a protein of 428 amino acids. Gene Ontology annotation, molecular function: mRNA binding.